Molecule: messenger RNA, 663 nt
Organism: Monoraphidium neglectum
Lineage: Eukaryota; Viridiplantae; Chlorophyta; Chlorophyceae; Sphaeropleales; Selenastraceae
Product: flagellar associated protein
Exons: 5
Coding region: 1-663 (220 amino acids)
Source: RefSeq, a predicted model, not a curated record
AUGGCGGGCACACAGCUGAUCACCAGCGUGCUGCUGCUGCUUGCCACAGCAAUCGGGGCGCGCUCCGCCCUGCUGGUGCGACCGGAGCAGGACUGCAUCAACCCCUCAGUCAGCAAAGUGAACGACUUCAACUUCUUUCCCAACGAGUAUCGCUCGGUCAUCUCGGCGCCCGCCCCAGUGGCCCCUGGCGCGACGAUCGUGGACGCCACCGACUUUGACAUCAAGUACUAUGACACGUACAAGGUUGUGAAUGUCAAGCGCUUCGGCAAGUCGUAUGUGCUGUACCAGUGCGGCACGCCCGACCCCUCCACGCUGCCGGCCGGCGCGGUGGAGGGCGUGACGCCCGGCAUGCGGUCGUUUGAGAUACCCCUCUUCUCGGUGGCGGUCACAGACACGACGGUCAACGGCUUCCUGUCUGAGCUGAACCUCAUCGACCGCGUGGCCCUGGCCAGCCCCUACUCCGUGGGCGACUGCUUCCAGCGCCUGGUGGACACCAAGAGCCAGGACGGCUGCAAGCUGGUGACGCCUGACCCCUACUUCAAUGCGAGCGACCCCAACGGAGAGUCUGGCUUCAAGGACGCCAACACCACCAUGUACGACGGCGCGGACGCCGUGUUUGUGGGCUUCAGCGGGGACGCGGCCAAGGACGUCCUCUUCACGUGA